AUGGGCGAGGAGGAGGCGGCCGGCCGCUCGGCAAAGAACCUUGACGUUCCUCGAAAUAACAGACUGAAUAUGUCUAUGGCCUCUCGCCACUCUUUACUCGAGAUAGUGUCGGAGGAUUCUAGUGAAAGCGCAAAAGCAGUGCAGCAAACGGUCGUCGACGAUGGCUCUGUUGUCGUGGUGGAAGAUGUUGCGGAUGUUGAACGUGCCAACUCAAUUCAGAAUACGGCUUUUCUUGCUACGGCCCGUCUAAGUGUGGCUAUGCAAGAAAUGGGCUCGGUGGCAAAUGCCCCACCGGUGGGCGGCUACAGCACCGCCAGGCUUCUCCAGGAAGUUCUCCCGUGGGACGUGGACCACUAUUAUGAACCCGCUGGCGAUGAUUCGAAAAUAAUUUGGGCAAUAAUCUAA
Molecule: messenger RNA, 405 nt
Organism: Sporothrix schenckii 1099-18
Lineage: Eukaryota; Fungi; Ascomycota; Sordariomycetes; Ophiostomatales; Ophiostomataceae
Exons: 1
Coding region: 1-405 (134 amino acids)
Source: RefSeq, a predicted model, not a curated record